AUGAUUUGCUACAAAAGCAAAUUCUUUUCAAUUGAAAAGUACAACAUUUUUAUGUUAAAAGAAGGGAUUCAAUUUUCUAAUGUAUUUUUAAAUGUAUAAUUUAGGAUUAACACUCCCUAAUAAUAUAGUUUUAUUCAUUUGAACCAAAAAUCAAAUGGAUUAAAAAUAAUAAUUCUGACAUAAUCUCAUUUGAAUUGUUAUUGGAUAAAAACAAGUCGAUAUAUAAAUUUACUCCACAUAUUGGAAAACUAUUAAAAGAGUUUAUGAAUGGAAAAGUCUGCUUUUAAGGAAUAAACAAUCAUUAUAAAAUUGCUUAAUAUGUCUAGAAAAGAAAUUAUGGUUCCGUAUUUAUUUUAAUUCUACUAUUUUAGAUAGUUCGUAUGAGAAGUAUUUAGAAUGAAGAAUUAGUCACUUCUAAGAUUAUUAAAUAAGGAAAAGAAGAAUUUGAAUAAGUAUAAUAAAUGAAUAAUAUAGGCAUUUCGAAAUGAAGUAAUUGCCCUAUAAUUAUUAAAUCAUAAAAAUAUUCCCAAAUUAAAAGAAUAUUAUAUUGAAUCAUAACAUAAUUAUAUAAUAUAUGAGUUAGUAGAAGGAGCUUCGUUGGAUAAUUAUAUAAAAAAAAAUAUACUUAAUAAGGAUUAAAUUUAUAAAAUAAUGAAAGUAUAAAUUUUGAAUUAUACAAUAGGAAUUAUUAUCUAUAGUUGAAUAUUUACAUUAAGAGGGAUUGAGUCAUUAAAAUAUUAAAUUAGAAAACAUCUUUUAUUGUUCUAUGUUGGAACAUAUAACUUUAAUAGAUUAUGGAUAAUCAAAAUUAACUAAUAUUAUGAAUUUAAAACACUCUUCAUCAAUAAAUACUCUAAUUAAUGAAGAUUAUAUAAAAAUGAAUACAUUUACUGAGAGAGAGUUUUUGAUGGAAUAAGAUUAUAAAGAUUGUGGGAUUGUUUUUUUUUAAUUGUAAAUUAUUUUCAAUAAAUUUAAGAAUCACUCGAAAAAUAUUAAAUAGUUAAGAAUAAUUAAAAUAGAAUGAAAAUAGAAUAAUUCGAUAAAUUAUUGAUGAGAUUCAUAAUUAAAAGGCUUCUAAAUUUAUUAUGAAACUAAUUAAAUACAAUAAUUUAUAAACUCUAGAAAACUUUAAUUUUACAUAGAAUUUUGAUGAACCUAUAGUUUUCAUAUGA
Messenger RNA from Paramecium pentaurelia, 1172 nucleotides. The record is from the annotation of a GenBank genome assembly. Lineage: Eukaryota; Ciliophora; Oligohymenophorea; Peniculida; Parameciidae.